Penicillium atrosanguineum is the source of this 1290-nucleotide messenger RNA. Its product is annotated as DNA polymerase subunit Cdc27. Bases 1 to 1290 code for a protein of 429 amino acids. The record is from RefSeq and is a predicted model, not a curated record. NCBI's taxonomy places the organism in Eukaryota, Fungi, Ascomycota, Eurotiomycetes, Eurotiales, Aspergillaceae. The transcript has 3 exons. Gene Ontology annotation, molecular function: flavin adenine dinucleotide binding; monooxygenase activity.
AUGGCCGAACGCAACCCCAAGCCGGGCGACAACUGGGCGCUCCGUUACGACUGCAUGCGAUUCCACAUCCCGACUUCUUUCUGUGACCUGCCGUUUAUGUGUUACGAUAAGGAGCUCCAGACACCUUACCUCCUGUCCCGAAGCGAUUUGGCGUCGCAGGUUUCUCGAUACAUCGAGACCUUCAACCUCAACAUUAUCAACUCUGCGAAUAUCCAGUCGACGCACUACGACCCAUCCACCGAGCGCUGGCACAUCAGUUUCCAGACUCCGGCCGGUCAGCGUUCUGCUGUCUCCAAGCAGCUCGUCUUGGCGACUGGUAUUGGGUCACAAAAGCCUAACAUCCCACAGAUCGCAGACAAGGAUCUUUAUCAGGGAAUCAGCGUCCACUCCGCACAAUAUCAGAAUGCGAAGGUGCUAGCCGAGAAGGGAGCCAAGUCUGUCCUCGUAAUUGGAUCCGCCAACACUGCGUUCGAUGUACUAGAGGACUGCCACAAUGCCGGUCUCAAGUCGACCAUGAAUGUCCGCUCUCCCACGUACAUCGUCCCUGUCGACUACGUCUGCCACAAGAUGAGCCUGGGUGCAUAUGACUUUGGCGUCGAGGCUGCUGACAAGCUCUUUUUGUCCCUUCCCUCAAGCGUAGAUGGCCAGUUGGCUCGUGGGCUGUUCGCGGUGUUUGCUUCCCAGGAGCCGAAGCGAUAUGCAGCCCUUGAGGCUGCCGGCUUCCCCGUUCUUGACAGUAGUCACCCCACCUCAGCCUUGAUGCACAACUUGCUAGAGAAGGCUGGCGGCCACUACGUUGAUGUGGGUGGUACCAAGUUGAUCGAAGAAGGAAAGGUUGGGAUCAAGGCGGGUGUCGAACCUGUCGCGUACACUGCGACCGGUCUCCGGUUCUCGGAUGGAAGCACCGUUGAUGCGGAUGCCAUUGUGUGGUGCACUGGCUUCUCUGAUGGGAACUUGAGCAGCACUGCGGCUGAGAUUCUCGGCGGUGGCUCUGAGCUGAGUGGAACUGCAAAUGGCACCACCCACGGUGCCUCAAACGGCGACGGCAAGCACCUUUUCGGUCCCCAUGAGCUUGCAGAGCGCGUUGACUCGACUUGGGGUGUUGAUUCCGAGGGUGAGGUACGCGGUAUGUGGAAGCGUCACUCGCGUCUUGACAACUUCUGGGUGAUGGGUGGUUAUACUCAACAGCACCGCUGGCACUCACGUACCCUGGCACUGCAGAUCAAGGCUGCACUCGCGGGAAUCCUACCUCCUGCCUAUCGCGAUACUCCCUCGCCCAAGGUCAAAUAG